AUGUUGAUUUAUGCACAAUUCUUGGCGCUUAUUCCUGAGCAAGGGUUUCAUGAGCAGGUGUCUUGGGCUAAGUCCUUGGAGGCUUGGCUCAUUUUUGUCGAAACCACAAUUGAAGAAGACGGACAUCAACGAGACUUGCAUAAUAAGCCGCUGACAGAAGCAUCAGCUCAAGCACUUGCUUUUAGUGACGGUUCAACUCACUUACACAAUCCUCUUGAUGGCGGGGCGCCUGAGGUCGUAUCAUACCUCUGGAAAACGCGUGGAAAACCGUAUGGAAGUAUGCUGUGCCGAUAUGAAGCAAUAGACUAUUGGAGAAAGGAUGUAGGGACUAUCUAUGCAACGUUGUGUUGGAUUAGCAAGCAGGAGCUCCGUCGUAUCUCGCCGGCCAAGCUCGAUACCCCUUUAUGUCAGGAUGGACAAUAUAUACUGAAUACCAUCUGUCGAGCACCCUCACCGCGUUUCUGCUUAUCGCUACGCUGUGUGAGGGUGCUACGAACGCGUGUCACUUUCUUAGACGUUGAUGGAAUGGAUUCGGGGAUCCUAUCCUUCAUAAUGGUCCUCAUGAGCACUUUGCAGCAAUUUCGCGAAUACUGGUGGGGAAGGGACGACUUUCUCAUUGCCAACACGGUUAUACAUUUUCCUGCCUUCCCAAACCAUGUCUUUACCUUCUGCGGCUCCCAACUUGUAGUCCACAAGGAUUACAUCUACCUCUUCGAGCGGCUACAGACCUUUUCUCAGUAUCAAAGGAAUUACUCGUGGGGGAAUCGUUCUGAACGGGCAUCGAGGUAUCGGAAAGAGUCGCGGGAUGUCAUCUUCUACUUCUAUCAUCAAACUGUUCAUUUCUCAAAAGAUGACGUCAAAGAAGUAGGCCUCAACCAUGACUUGAUUUACACUCCUCCAUGCGUCUCUUACCUCGUCUCUGUCGACACAGAGAUGCCCAAGAAACACCGUAUUUUCUCUACAGAACGCUUCAAGUCGCUCACCAAGCGAGUAAAGUGGAGACGUCGACAGGCAGACCUCUCUCCUUUGCACGAGUUACAAAUCUCUAUCGAGAAGCCAUUGCUACCCACCCCGACGGAAGAGUACACGACUGACGAUCGCUUUUACACCUUGCGUCGAGAGGUGUACAAUUUGGUCACACAAGACAGUGAGCCAAUGGCCCAUAUGUCCACCUUGUUAUUUAGAGACCUCCGGUUUUCCGAUCCAUUAUGGUGCUUGGCUACUAGUUCCCUUCGAGUUGUUGACGAGACCGAAGCAUUCACUCCAUCAGAUACAUCUCAAAAGGUGCAUACCACCGCGCCCGAAUCAUCCUCACCACUUUAACAUAGAACUCUUAUUUGAAACGACCCAAGGUGAGAUGCUCCAGAUUUGGUGCCAGUGAAGUUCCAGCACAUUGCACUGUCAUUUGAGUCAAACAAGAGACUGACCACACAAUGUUCAAUUGUCAGAUGUUUGACCAUGGUGGACAGACUGCCCAGAAGUUCAGUAAAGUUUGCUGAACACUGAAAGCCAACCAAUGAGUAUCUACAUUUAUGCACAUUUGAGAUAUUACUUGCCAAGCAUCCAUAUGUCAAUUUGGAAUGCAGAACUGACCUUUUGUUUUUGUUUUUCAAGUUUGUAGCUUGCAAGCCAC
Guyanagaster necrorhizus is the source of this 1633-nucleotide messenger RNA. RefSeq lists its product as uncharacterized. The transcript has 9 exons. The record is from RefSeq and is a predicted model, not a curated record. The coding region runs from base 1 to 1323 and encodes 440 amino acids. NCBI's taxonomy places the organism in Eukaryota, Fungi, Basidiomycota, Agaricomycetes, Agaricales, Physalacriaceae.